Messenger RNA from Penicillium paradoxum, 3192 nucleotides. Its product is annotated as tyrosine protein kinase SWE1. The record is from RefSeq and is a predicted model, not a curated record. The transcript has a single exon. Gene Ontology annotation, biological process: protein phosphorylation. NCBI's taxonomy places the organism in Eukaryota, Fungi, Ascomycota, Eurotiomycetes, Eurotiales, Aspergillaceae. Gene Ontology annotation, molecular function: ATP binding; protein kinase activity. The coding region runs from base 1 to 3192 and encodes 1063 amino acids.
AUGGUUGCGACUUUUUCGCCGCACCGGGACUCCGGCGGCACACUUCAUCUAUCAUCGCACUCGGGAAUCCAUCACGUUGAUGCCAGCUCUGCGAUUCGCCAACUGAGACGCUCACUCUCGCGCUCACCUUCUAAAAGUUCGAACUUCUUUUUCAACCCACGUACUCAGUCUCCCUCCAAAUCCGCCUACAUCUCUUCUCCCUUGUCUCCGUCAAGGCGCGCCUCUCAGAACAAUUUUGUUCUCUUCCCAUCUCACCAGUCACCUCUCGCUGUCCCGUAUCCUCCUAGUGCCAAAAUUAGCAGGCCAGCCAUGCGUCGGCGCACGUCACCCCGCAGUCCUGCCAAACGCGUUCUGAGUGUUUCGGCCGACGCGGGCAACGCGACUCCAACUCAACCCAUCUCUUUAUCCGCAGGUGAGGAAAAUGAUUUGACUCUCGAUGAUCUCGUGCCGCCAGGUGAAAGUACCACGCCCGAUGGUCCCUGUUUUCUCAACAUCCCUUCUGCCCCUGUCGGGGAAUCGACCUUUGCCCCGCGAUCAACGAUGUCGCGUAUCGAAAAGCGACGGAGUGGCACCUUUGGCAGCCUGGUGACUGGUAGUCCCUUAAAGCGCAGCGAUGGGAUUAUGAACUUGGACCAAGCAUCGCGUGGCAGCCCUUCUGCAAAGCGACGCAGUGUGCACACGCCGCAUCUAUCGACCGAGUUCAGUAUUUUCGAUAACGAGGUUGAAGACACGACUCCAGAGGGUUCACCAUCGAGGAACGAAAUCCCCUCUUUCCCCACGCCGGUCCAACCCCACAGUCCAUUUGCGACGAUUCCCAAGCGCUCAUCUUCCUUGCGACGCUCCACCCUACAGCAGCGCGGCGAGCGACCUCUUUUCGGUCGACCUAGAGCAAUGGAUGAUUUACUUGACGCAUCGCCGCCUGGUACACCAUUGUCGGUGAGACCACGAAUGUCAUUUGAUAGCAGCCUAUUCCAGACAGGCAACGAAAAUAUUUUCUCUCCAAGGCCGCCCGCCAGCCCUCUAUUCUCCUCCAACUCUCUCUUCGAUCUUCCCGCCAAUCCUCCCGCCAAUUCCACUGUCAACACCACUCAACCUCCUCGACCCACUGCUCAUCCCCUUUCGCGCACCAUCACGCAAUCCUCGUCUGGGUCAAGUCUAGAUGACUCGCCCACCCAUGAACCGGUGCACAGGCCAGAAGGCCGACGACCAAUGUUCAACUUCUCCAAAUCUCUCCCCGCUGGGGCUACUCGUCCUGCUCCCGUGCGCCGGGUUACACGAGAAGACUCCUCGGAGACAUUUGCUACACCAGAUAACUUCAAGUUAGUGAAGCCUCUACCCGCGGCAUUCAUGUCCACCGGUUUGAUUUCCAAGAAGAAUCGCAAUGCGGAGGAGAAUCCCGGAUUCAACAAAAGCAUGCCCGAUACACCAUGCAAGCGACCUGUGAACAUUUUCACCACCGGGCCAAACCCCACAGACCGACUAUUUGACAAAUCGCGUUUAGCUCAGCACUCCGAUGCGGCUGCAGCUUCACCCUUUAAUCCACCUGCUACGAACUCACGUCCCAAGCCGAGCCCCUUCGCUCGGGGCAUGGGAAUCUUCGGUAGCAGCUUCAAUCGCCCCGAGGCUUCGCGUCGGGGAAGCUUCGCUAGCAUUGAUGGUGAUGAUCUCAUUCUCGCCCAAUCGCCCUCUUCCCGACAGGACAGCCAACCACUGAACGACGACUUUCCUCCCACCCCCACCAAACAACCCUUCCUCGCAUCUCGCACCUACCCUCCUGCCACUUCUCAAAUUCCAUCUCUGGAACGCCUAUCCGAGACAGCGAGUCCACUGCGGGACAAAUUCCUGCAGGCAUCACCUCAUACCCCGCGUGACCAGUACUUCCCCCCAGAUCCAAGCGGCCUAUCCAUCUCGGUGCCAAAUGACCACCAGUAUGUGCAGGAACAUGAGCUUCCGGCUACUCCCACAGGACCGCGAGACUCUUGGUCAUCAUUCAGGCGCCCCAGUCUCCAGAUAAGCGGCUAUCAUGUACCAGAUGUGGACCCUACUCUGACUGCCCGCUUCGACCACGUCGAGCUUAUCGGAACUGGCGAAUUCUCUCAAGUCUACCGUGUCGCGCAACCCCACGAUGCCUCUUUUCCAUCUGUCUUCUCUCUGCCAUCAAGUGAGCCAAAAUCACCGACUUCCAUGCCACACCAGGUAUGGGCUGUUAAGAAGAGCAAGCAGCCUUACUUGGGAUUGAAGGAUCGUGAGCGCCGGAUUCGUGAGGUGGAUGUUCUCAAAACUUUGACCAACUGUGACCAUGUGAUUUCAUUCAUGGAUAGUUGGGAGUGCAAUGGCCAUCUGUACAUCCAAACGGAGUUCUGUGAAGAGGGUAGCUUAGAUGGCUUUUUGGCCCAAGCAGGGCUCAAGGCUCGACUUGACGACUUCCGUAUCUGGAAAAUUCUGCUCGAGAUGUCUUUGGGGCUGAAGCAAAUCCACGACGAGGGAUUCAUCCAUCUUGAUCUGAAGCCGGCCAAUAUUUUGGUCACGUUUGAAGGUACCUUGAAAAUUGGUGACUUCGGCAUGGCAACACGCUGGCCUGCAGAGGAUGGUAUUGAGGGCGAAGGCGAUCGCGAAUACAUUGGACCAGAGAUUCUCAUGGGUCGAUUUGACAAGCCCGCGGAUAUCUUCUCGCUCGGUCUGAUCAUUUUCGAGAUCGCUGGAAACGUUGAACUUCCUGACAACGGAGUGUCCUGGCAGAAGCUCCGUAAUGGCGAUAUGAGUGAUGUGCCCAGCCUUACUUGGAGCUCGGAGACUAGCAUCUUCCGCGAUGCAUCAGGAAAUCCCAUCUCGGAAGGCUCAUCCUUCGAGGAGCUUUGUACCUCUGACCUGGGUGACAACGAAUUCGAUGAUGACUUCUUGACAAGUCGUCAGCUGAACGAUCCCAAACCACAGCUACUCGCACGAAGCGGGGAGCUGAUUGAUCCGCCCAGUUUCAUGGUCGACGCCAACCAUCCCCAGGCAUUGGACGGUAUUGUUCGAUGGAUGAUCUCCCCCGAACCUCAAAACCGUCCUACGGCCGAUCAAAUCCUGGAAACUUAUGGAGUGCAAUUUAUUAAUCAACGACGCCGCGCAGGCGCCACCGUCUUCGAGGGUAACUGGGGCCCCGCGGACGAGAUCUUGGCCGAAGAUGCCGAAAUGAUCGAUGUGUAA